UUCGGCAUCAAUUCACUCAUUCGCUCAGUUCAGUUCCCUAGUGACCGUUGUAGUGGAUAGAGGUGAUCGAUCGAAAGUAUUCAAGGAUGAGACUGAUCUGGACGCUGCUGGUUGCUACGUUAGCGCUGAUAGCGUACUGUGGUCGUUUUGUGUCGGGUAAAGAUUCUUCGGAAGAGGACGAAGACAUUUUUAAGGACUUGAAGACAUGCCCCCUCGGAUACUGUGUGGCAGUUCAUCAGUGCAUUGAGGGAACAAUCAACGAUAAAGGCGUCGGUAUAAUUGAAAUACGAUUCGGCGACGACCCAAUUGAAGUAGAUUUAGAUAACAGGGAUCCGUGUGAGGAAUUUUUGAUGAAAUGCUGCGCUAGAAAUGGCACUGUACCUUUGAAACCGGUUGAGCUAACCACAGAAAAGCUUCUGCCGGAUUAUGGUGAUCUAAAUGAAGGUACAAAUGCAGUCACCAAGUCGCCACCUCUAGCCUGUGGCCAAAAUCGUCCCGAUGGGUAUAUCUACAAGGUUAAAAACAGUGGCAUGGGUCAAUUUGGCGAAUUCCCUUGGAUGGCAGCGCUGUUGAAGCGUCGAACUCUUCUGGGCAUAGAUACCUCAGAGUACAUCUGUGGUGGAUCCCUGAUCCAUCCACAAGUCGUUCUAACGGCGGCGCACUGUGUUAAGAACUUUAUUGACGCGUUGGACACUCUGGUUGUUCGAUUAGGUGAAUGGGACACCGUAAAUGAAAAUGAGCCGCUGAAACACGAGAACCGAGAAGUUCGGAAGAUAAUUCUGCAUGAGAAUUACGUGGAGGCAACUGCCCACAACGAUUUGGCUUUGUUGAUCCUGGAUCAACAGGCUAGCUUGAACGUUCACAUAAAUCCGAUCUGCCUGCCAAGUGCCGACGACAACUUUGACGAACAGCGAUGCAUGGUUUCUGGAUGGGGCAACUUUGACCGCGAUGGAAAGUACGCGGAAGUGCUGAAAAAGAUUGAAGUCCCGGUGAUUCCGCGAAAGAAAUGCAAACAACUGUUCCGGGCCACCAUCCUGGGUCCGUUCUUUAAUCUUCACAAAAGUUUGAUAUGUGCCGGUGGCGAAGCUGGCGUGGACACGUGCAAAGGAGAUGGAGGUUCUCCGUUGGCAUGUGAACGCAAUGGGGUGUUUGUCCAGGGCGGAAUCGUCGCUUGGGGAAUUGGCUGCGGUGGUGAGAACGUUCCCGCAGCAUACGUGAGUGUUUCUAAAUUCGUCGAUUGGAUCAAAGAGAAGAUGCAGGCAGAAAAUGUGUAGACUGUCAAGAAAGUAGUUUUAGAAUAAAGCACUACAUUUAUUAAAAA
Messenger RNA from Aedes albopictus (Asian tiger mosquito), 1321 nucleotides. Its product is annotated as phenoloxidase-activating factor 2. The coding region runs from base 87 to 1274 and encodes 395 amino acids. Gene Ontology annotation, molecular function: serine-type endopeptidase activity. The record is from RefSeq and is a predicted model, not a curated record. NCBI's taxonomy places the organism in Eukaryota, Metazoa, Arthropoda, Insecta, Diptera, Culicidae. Gene Ontology annotation, biological process: proteolysis. The transcript is spliced from 5 exons.